UUCCUUUUCACUUUUCCUUCUGAAGCCAGGGCUGUUCCAAGCCGACAGGCAUGAUGCUACUGGGAGUUCUGCACAGCCUGCUGCUCUUCUGCCUGGUUGAGGAGAGCAUCAGCAAAGUCAGAAGAUACUACAUCGCCGCAGUGGAAACCACCUGGGACUACAUGCACAGCGACCUGCUCUCCGUGCUGCAAGCACCUGCAGGCACAUCGAGGAACCCAGGACCAUGGCCCCCUGUGCCUGCUGUGGCUCCCCAGUACAGGAAGGCUGUGUUUGUGGAGUACCCUGAUGGCUCAUUCACACAGCCCAAGCCCAAGCCAGCGUGGAUGGGUCUCCUGGGCCCCACCAUCCGAGCAGAAGUCUAUGACAAGGUGGUGAUCACGUUUAAAAACCUGGCCUCUCGCCCAUACAACCUCCAUGCUGUUGGGGUAUCCUACUGGAAGGCAUCAGAAGGUGCAGGUUAUGAGGAUGAGACCAGCCAGCCAGAGAAGGAGGGUGACAGGGUAGAUCCAGGGAAGACACACACAUAUAUCUGGGAAAUCCAGCAAAACCAGGGCCCAACAGAUGGUGACUCACCAUGCCUGACCCACUCCUACUCCUCCAACACAGACAGCGUGAAGGACAUCAACUCUGGUUUGAUUGGAGCCCUGCUUGUGUGCAGACCUGGGACUCUGGAGAGCGAUGGGAACGGGAACAGGCAGCAAGAGUUUGUGAUGCUCUUCGCAGUGUUUGAUGAAGGGAAAAGCUGGUACUCUGAGCCUGGCUCCUUGGCAGCUCCUCAGCCUCUACCUCACAACAGGACAGAGCUGCACACCAUCAAUGGCUACAUCAAUGGCUCACUGCCUGGUCUCAUACUGUGCCUCAAGAAGCAGGUCCACUGGCACGUGAUUGGGUUGGGCACUGGGCCAGAAGUGCACUCCAUCUUCUUCGAAGGUCACACAUUCCUGGUGAGAGGCCACCGCCUCAGCAGCCUAGAAAUUUCCCCUGCCACGUAUCUCACAGCCCAGACCAUGCCAGGAACAGCUGGCUGGUUUCGGAUCUUCUGCCAGUUACUGUCUCACCAGCAAGCUGGCAUGGAGGCCAUGGUGAAGGUGGAGGAGUGUAUGGAGGAGCGCCUGGUGAAGAUGGGGAUGCUGUCAGAUGAGCCAGAGGACAUGGAUUACCCUGAAGAGGGUGAGGAAGGUUUUCAUGUGAUCCAAGUGCGCUCUUACGCCAAGGAGAAGCCUGCGACCUGGACGCAUUACAUCGCAGCUGAGGAGAUGGACUGGGACUAUGCCCCAGUGAAGCCACAGUCUCUGGACAGGAACAUGACGAGCCUGUUGCUGGAAGCUGGCCCUCAGAGGGUCGGUUCAAAGUAUAAGAAAGUGAUGUUUGUGGAGUAUGAGGAUGCAACCUUCAAGAAGCGCAAGACGUCAGAUCAGCCAGACAAGGGGAUUCUGGGACCUGUCAUUAAGGGGGAGGUUGGAGAUCAGUUUAAGAUCGUGUUCAAGAACCUGGCAAGCCGACCAUACAACAUCUACCCUCAUGGCCUCACCAGCAUUGGUCCAUACCAUGCCAUGAAGGCCUCUCAAGAUAAGAAUGUGAAGGACAUUCCUAUCCCCCCUGGCCAGUCAUUCACCUACAGCUGGAAGAUCACCCCUGAGGAUGGCCCCACGCAGGCAGAUCCUCACUGCCUCACCCGGUUCUACUACAGCUCCGUCGACCCAGUCCGAGACACAGCCUCAGGCUUGAUUGGGCCUCUCCUGAUCUGCUGUAGGAAGUCCAUGGAUCAAAGGGGAAAUCAGAUGAUGUCAGACAAGACGAGGUUGCUGCUGUUUGCAGUCUUUGAUGAGAACCGCAGCUGGUACCUGGAGGAGAACAUCAGGAGGUUCUGCACUGAUGCAGCCCAUGUGAAUCCUCAGGACCCCCAGUUUUAUGCCUCCAACAUGAUGCACACUAUUAACGGCUUUGUGUUCGACAACCUCCAAUCAAAACUCUGCCUGCAAGACGUUGUGUACUGGUAUGUCCUGAGCGUUGGGGCCCAAACGGAUUUCCUCUCCAUCUUCUUCUCUGGAAACACGUUCAAGCACAACAUGGUCUUUGAGGACGUGCUCACCCUUUUCCCCUUUUCUGGAGAAACAGUCUUCAUGAGUUUGGAGAAGCCAGGCAACUGGACACUGGGAUGCUUGAAUCCUGAUUUUAGAGACAGAGGGAUGCAAGCCAAGUUCAUAGUCUUGCAGUGCCAGCAGGAGCAAUACUCUGAUGAUGAAGAUUAUUUGGAGUACGAGGACACCUUCAACUUAGAGCCGAGGAGCUUCUCUAAAAGGAAGAGAUGGCAAAGGCCAUGUGUGAAUGAGCAGCUGAGCAAUGUCACCACUUCCAGAAGUGAGACACAGAGCUCAAAACUGUGCUCGACAGAACUCAGCCAUGGAGCCCUCCUGAGCAAUGACAGGAGUUAUGAUCUCCCUCCCAAUGGCACAUCAACACUUCAAGGAACAAUGCCACAUCCGUCUGGUACUUCCAUGUCUUCUCUGCCAGAGACAAACUAUGAGCCAGUGUCCUAUGAAUCCUUCCUGGAAGAUGAAGAAUUGUCAAAAGUCAUUACCCAGGAUGAAGGGUUUGGUACUCUCCCACCUGGAGGAGACUUGGAGAGUGUCAGAAGGGUCCAUCCUACUCUAAGCUCAGAAGCAGGUCAGCAGUGGUUGCAUCAAGCCACACCAGUUCCAGAAGGUGUUUUGGCAGGAAAGAAGGUAUCAAAUAUCUCAGAGGUGCAGGAGCCAGUAAAUAGGACUAUGGUCCAACAUAGUGGCACAUUAGAGAACCUGGAAACAGAGCCUCAAAAGAGGACUGCUCAUACAGCAGACUUGUGGGACUCAAUCGCUUCUGCUGCUAGCAAAGCUCCUCUUCAAGAGAACAGGAGCUCAUUUCAACAGGAUGACCUGCAGCACAAUCUGGGACUUCAGGAGCUACCUUCUCAGGGUGCUGAGGACAAGUUGCUGAGAGAGACUGAUAAAAUGUCCUUAAAUCUCUAUGAGUCAAAGGAGACAACUAAUACAGAACCAGCUUUAAGUGCUGACCUUAACUCUUCCUCUGCACUGGACAAUCCUACAUCUUCAGGUGAGAAAGCAGACAACAGGACUGCUCACAGUCACACCAGAGGAAGCAGUUAUUCACCACACGAGCUAGAUGCCACACUGAGGGAAAGGCCUCACAAAGUGGCUUCACCAGGGUUUUAUGAAUCUUUGGGAGGGAGAAAUGCUUCUCUCUCAGAUGUGGGACCCAGCAAACCUGUACAAGAACAAAUCCCCUCAGAUGUGAGUAACUCCUUGCCUGAAAAACUUGGCAGAGAACAAGAAGACAGUGAACUUGCCAAAGGCACAAGCCUUCUAGAAACCACCUUUGCACACACCAAUGAGCUUGAGCCUUCCAACUAUGUAUUGACAGAAGAGAGGGAUGAAUUAGUCUUGGAGGCAGUGCUUCAGGAGGCUACAGCUCCUGAGGGAUUGCCAGAAAUGGACAGUGUUGCCCUUCCUGAAUCCAACGUUGUGGCCCAUGAUGAAAAGCAGUUGCCAAAUGCUUUCUUAAACAGUCCUGAACAGCUUUUGAGACACGAAGGUACAGCCCCAAACAUGAGAAGCUCCAACUGGAGGCCUCACCAAGCCAGGUCACUGCAGAGCACAGGCUUGAGGCACGGUUUGGGGCUUCCCAGCACCAGACAGCCUGGCAGCAGAGAGCCCCUUUCUGAGGGUAACAGAGCAGAGCAGGGUCUGCCCACUCAGACCCCUGAUAUAGCAGAGAAUGAGAAAGUCCCAAAGACAUGUGGACCUCAUUCCCCUUUUUGCAGCACUCUCCUCAAAAAGAGGUCCCUAGUGUCAAAGGACACUUUGCCUGAGGUGAUGGUGGCCCAGCAAAGCCUGGAAGAAAAAUCAAACAUGGUUGAGGGAAGACUGCACCUGGGUGGGGAGGCUCCACAAGUUCUGUUUGGAGAUAGUGCUGAUGAGAUGCAUCUUGCACGGAGGCCAAGCACAGAUGGGGGUGUAGGGGGUAGCAGUGAGGGAGCCCCGAAGGGAGCAUUAGGGAGCAAGGCAGGGAUGGCAACAAGCAGCUCAGAAAUGCUGGCUGCUGCUGUGGCUGCUGACCUGGCCUCAAACUGGAACCAAGUCUCCCUGGGGACAGUGAAACACGCUGGGGACUUGCAGAGCCCAACUUUGACUGAGGUGCAUGCAGGCAGAGCUGCUGCUGGGGCAGCUCCUGGCAGCAAGAGAGAUCAGGGGAGACGACAGAUAGAGGAGACAAACUCUGUGGAGCAGCUGGGUCAGUUCAGUCCUCAAUCUCAGCAGCUCAAGGUCAGUGCCACAGAGGACCACACACCUGAGAGCAUGUCUAGGCAAAGCCUUGAAGAAAGCACUAUGAAACCAGCCUCCAAAGAGAAUCAUUCCCUGGCUCUAAGCAGCCUUGCUCACAACCGUAGCAUUCCCAGAAACCCAGACAAAUAUGUGCAAGCCAGUCCAGAUGGACAGCAGAUGCUCGGAGAGGGACAUGUCCUCAAAGAAACUGGGAAGAGAGAAGGACAGAGUCUAGGAGAGCCCAAAAAGGGUGAGGAAAGCAACAGCACUGUCGUUAAGAGGAACCAUGCCCCAGCACCCAGGGAGACACCAGCUCUGACCAACAGGACCCAUUCCAGCCCCUCAGGGCUAGAGGCUGCCAAAUCAGACUACGAUGAGUACGGUGAGCCAGAGCAGACCCUGGAGGACUUUGACAUCUACGGAGAAGAGGAACAGGACCCACGCUCCUUCCAGGGGGAGGUGCGGCAAUACUUCAUCGCAGCGGUGGAGGUGAUGUGGGACUACGGCAACCAGAGGCCACGGCACUUCCUAAAAGCCACGGACCCCUGGAGAGGCAGGAGGAAGACUUUCCAGCAGUACCGCAAGGUGGUUUUCCGAGAGUACAUGGAUGACUCCUUCACACAGCCGCUGCUGCGGGGGGAGCUGGACGAGCACUUGGGCAUCCUGGGGCCAUACAUCAGAGCAGAAGUGGAAGAUGUCAUCAUGGUGACAUUCAAGAACCUGGCUUCACGUCCCUUCUCCUUCCACUCCACGCUGCAAGCCUAUGAGGGGACGCAGGAUGCAACACAGGGUGGAGAGGUGGUGUGGCCUGGUAAGCUCCGCAAGUACUCCUGGAAAGUCCUGCCCCAGAUGGCACCCACCACACAGGAGUUUGACUGCAAGGCCUGGGCUUACUUCUCCAACGUGGACCUGGAAAAGGACCUGCACUCAGGCCUCAUUGGGCCGCUGAUCAUCUGCCGCCGCGGGGUGCUGAGCUUCGUGUUCAGGCGGCAGCUGGCUGUGCAGGAGUUCUCCCUGCUCUUCACCAUCUUUGACGAGACCAAGAGCUGGUACUUCCAGGAGAACAUGGAGAGGAACUGCCGCCCUCCCUGCCACAUCCAGCAGGACAACCCUGACUUUAAGAGAAACCAUUCCUUCCAUGCCAUCAAUGGCUACACGAGUGACACAUUGCCCGGGCUGGUGAUGGCUGAGCAGCAGCGGGUCAGAUGGCACCUCCUGAACAUGGGCAGCACCGAGGAUAUCCACUCCAUCCACUUUCAUGGGCAGCUGUUCAGCAUGAGGACUAGCCAGGAGUACCGCAUGGGAGUCUACAACCUUUAUCCAGGUGUCUCUGGGACGGUGGAGAUGUGGCCCUCGCAUGCUGGGAUCUGGCGGGUGGAGUGCAAAGUGGGAGAGCACCAGCAAGCUGGGAUGAGUGCUCUCUUCCUCGUGUACGACCUGAAUUGCCAAAAUGCCCUCGGCCUGUCCUCGGGUCACAUUGCAGACUCUCAGAUCACAGCAUCGGGCAAGUAUGGGCAAUGGGCUCCUUACCUGGCCAGGCUGGAUAAUGCUGGUUCCAUCAAUGCUUGGAGCACCGACCAGAGCAACGCCUGGAUCCAGGUGGACCUACUGCAUGUCAUGAUUAUUCGUGGCAUAAAAACCCAAGGGGCACGACAAAAGUUCUCCAGCCUUUACGUCUCCCAGUUUGUUGUCUUCUACAGCCUUGACGGACACAGGUGGAGGAAAUACAAGGGGAAUGCCACCAGCACCCAGAUGCUAUUCUUUGCAAAUGUGGAUGGAACAGGAGUGAGAGAAAAUCGCUUCAACCCCCCGAUCAUCGCCCGGUACAUCCGCAUCAACCCCACCCACUACAGCAUCCGCACCACGCUGCGCAUGGAGCUCCUGGGCUGUGACCUCAACAGCUGCUCCAUGCCUUUAGGAAUGGAAAAUAGAGGGAUCCCUGAUGAGCGGAUCUCCGCAUCCUCCUACAGCUCCAAUGUGUUCUCCAGCUGGUCACCCUCCCACGGCCGCCUGCAUCUGCAGGGGAGGACCAAUGCAUGGAGGCCAAAGAGCAACAGCCUCCACGAGUGGUUGCAAGUGGACUUUGAAGUAACCAAGAAAGUGACUGCAAUCAUUACCCAGGGAGCAAAAGCUGUCUUUACCCACAUGUUUGUGAAGCAGUUUGCGGUUUCCAGCAGCCAGGAUGGUGUGCACUGGAACAUGGUCCUGCAGGAUGGCAAGGAGAAGAUUUUCAAGGCAAACCAAGACCACACUGGCACAGUGAUGAAUACCCUGGAGCCUCCCCUCUUUGCCCGCUACGUGAGGAUACAUCCCCGGCAGUGGCACAACCACAUCGCCCUGCGGAUGGAGCUGCUCGGCUGCGACACUCAGCAGGAGUACUGAUGGCUGUGGGGCCAGCUGUGGGCAGAGCCCUCCCGAGGACCCAGACACUGAACUCUCACCGAGGAUGGAGCCAGUCCUCCACGGCCCUGGCUGCUCCUGCUGCUAGGGAGGGGAAGGGAGAGCUGUCUCAGUGGCUCACUCGUUAUCAGCCUCUUCCUGCCCCUCAUCCACCAGAUGCCAUAGUCAGACGUAAUGCUGAAGCAUUAAACAGUAAUUUUCCAGUGUAAUGCUGAAGAAUUAAACAGUAAUUUUCCAGUA
Pogoniulus pusillus (Red-fronted tinkerbird) is the source of this 6962-nucleotide messenger RNA. RefSeq names its product coagulation factor VIII (gene F8). The transcript is spliced from 26 exons. Gene Ontology annotation, cellular component: plasma membrane. Gene Ontology annotation, molecular function: copper ion binding; oxidoreductase activity; signaling receptor activity. The coding region runs from base 51 to 6704 and encodes 2217 amino acids. The record is from RefSeq and is a predicted model, not a curated record. NCBI's taxonomy places the organism in Eukaryota, Metazoa, Chordata, Aves, Piciformes, Lybiidae.